GGGCCUGUUCUUCCCCCCAGCACGGGGCUUUGUGUGUGUGUGUGUGUGUGUGCGCGCGCGCAUGUGUGUGUGGGCUGCAGCUGAGUGUUAUGCGGCUCUCUUCCUCUUCCUCUUCCUCUCUUGCACACGUCAUCGAUGACGUGGCCCCCACUUGUGCCCAUGCGAGAUGAAAACAUGGCAGUGUCAGUGAGCCAGGCUGAUGUCCACAUGCACCAGAAGGAAGAUGGAGACGAGGUGGAGCAGCGUGCUUCCAGAUCAGACAGAAGAAGAAUGUGUGUUGUUAAUCCACUCAGCAGAGGUAUUUUUGGUCUACACUUUAGUGGCAGCGGUGAGGAUUCUCUUGAUGGCCUUUUGAGGCGCGCAUGCCCUUUGACCCCAUCAAUGUCUCCACGAAAGAGGACCACAAGUCAGAGUAAAACAGAGCCACCUCUCCUAAGGACCAACAAAAGGACAAUCUACACAGCGGGACGUCCACCCUGGUACAACGUCACAGGGACCACCUUUAAAGAGGCUUUUGUUAUAGGUCUGUGUGGUGGCAGCGCCUCCGGGAAAACCACAGUGGCCAAUAAGAUCAUUGAGGCUCUGGAUGUUCCGUGGGUCGUCCUGCUGUCGAUGGACUCUUUCUACAAGGUAUUGAGCAAAGAGGAGCAGGAGCUCGCAGCCAGGAAUGAGUACAACUUUGAUCAUCCAGAUGCUUUUGACUUUGAGUUGCUUAUAACAGUCCUGAGGAAACUGAAGAAGGGCAAAAGCAUCAAAGUGCCUGUCUAUGACUUCACCACACACUCCCGUCGCAAAGAAUGGAAAACUGUCUAUGGGGCCAAUGUUGUAAUAUUUGAGGGAAUCUUGGCGUUUGCAAAUAAGGAACUUCUGAAGCUGUUGGACAUGAAAGUGUUUGUGGACACUGACUCAGACAUUCGGCUUGUCAGGCGACUGAAAAGGGAUAUUUCAGACCGAGGUCGUGACAUUACAGGUGUUAUCAAGCAGUACAACAAGUUUGUGAAACCUGCGUUUGAGCAAUACAUCGAGCCCACGGUCCAGGUCGCAGAUAUUGUGGUUCCAAGAGGUGGAGAAAACUUUGUAGCUCUGGAGUUGAUUGUGCAGCAUGUCCAUAGUCAGCUUGAAAAGAGGAAACUCCGCUGGGAUAUAUCUGCCUUGGCUUCAGCACAUCAGGGUCAGCCUUUACCCAAGACCCUCAGCGUGAUGGAGAGCACACCACAGGUGCGAGGAAUGCACACCAUCAUCAGGAACAGGGAGACUAACCGAGAUGAGUUUAUUUUCUACUCGAAGAGAUUGAUGAGGCUCCUCAUUGAGCACGCCCUCUCCUUCUUACCACUGAAGCCAGUGUCUGUUGAAACGCCCCAAGGGACAAUAUACGAGGGGAAAAGACUCAGUGGGAAAAGGAUCACUGGAGUGUCCAUUCUGCGUGCAGGGGAGACAAUGGAGCAGGCCUUGAUGGCAGUGUGUAAAGACAUUCGACUGGGAAAAAUUCUUAUCCAGACCAACCAUGACACUGGGGAGCCGGAGCUCCACUACCUGCGCUUGCCGAAGGACAUCAGUGAGGACUACGUGAUUCUGAUGGACAGCACCGUGUCCACAGGGGCAGCUGCUCUCAUGGCUAUUCGAGUUUUACUUGACCAUGAUGUCGAGGAGGAUAAGAUCUUCCUGCUGUCCCUGCUGAUGGCUGAGAUGGGCGUUCACUCCGUAGCCUACGCCUUUCCCAAGGUGCGCAUCAUCACCACCGCCGUGGACAAGAAGGUCAACGAUGAGUUUCACAUCAUCCCAGGCAUUGGAAACUUCGGGGACCGUUAUUUUGGAACAGAUGCUCCUUCAGACUGGUACGAAAGUGAAGAAGGGAUGGACUACUGAGUCUUAGUUUAAAAAAAAAAAAAAAAAAAAAAAAAGGGAGUUUGUGUGAAAGAAAGAGGAAAAAUCAGAAAAAAAAACUUUGGCGAAAGCUGCUGCUGAUUUACUGCCAUGUGCCAGAACGCACUCAGUGCCACUCAGAGGUCAGUGUGUGUUUUGACCGCAGAAUUAAUAAAAAUUGCUUUUUUUUUUUUUUUUUUAAACUGCAGCUUUGCUUGUGUUUAACAGAAGGUGAAGUUAGUGUCAGGUCUCUUCCCCUAAGAAUCAUUGUGCUGAUGGUUAAUUCUUAAUUCCUUGAAGGACGUUUGAUUUGCGAGGAUCUUCAGUGAACAGUUUUGUAAAAUGAAUUCACUGAAUGAUUCAGAGUUCACUGUUAUCUUUAACAAUCCAUUUCACAUGCUUGAAUUUUGAGAGGUAAAUCAUUGUAGAUGAAUAAAUAAUCUUUUGCAGGGUAUGAAUUUCAAUUGCGUGUUAGGGAAAAUUGGCCUUGAAUGGCCUUUAAUGAAUUGUUGUUUUUUUUUUUUUUUCUUUUGUGUGUGAGAGUGUAUGUGAAACAACACCGUGGCUUGAAUUUUAAAAGGAAAUGUAUUCUAAAAGACAGGUUUUUAAUUUUUAAUGUAAUUUUUGAAUGUAUUUUUCUUUGCUGCCAUUUUCAAGUUGAAAUUCCUGAAUAAUUAUUUAAAAGUCGAUGUAAUGUAUUUAAUAUUUUAUAGCUGUCACUCUAAGGGGCAGCACUGUGAAAAUUAUUGUUGAUAAAAUGAUGGAGGGAGUCCAGAGUACACAGAAACCAAUAGUUACUACAGUAUUGAGAUUAUCUAGGCAUCUACAGCCAUGGGGAAAGAUCCAGGCUUCUUGGUUCAUCCUGUGAUUUUACUCUGUUCGUUCGUAUCCACGGUGGAUAUAAAAAGUUUACACACCCCUGUUAAAAUUGCGGGUUUUUGCGAUGUACAAAAUGAAACCCAAGAUAAAUCAUGUCAGAUCUUUUUUUCCACCUUUAAUGUGAUAUCACAGGAAACAACAUUCAAGUCAAAAACAAACAAAAAACUUACAAUAACCUGGUUGCAUAAGUUUGCACACCUCUUAACUAAUACUUUGUUAAAGCACUUUGCUUGUAAUGUAGCACUCGACUUGUUUUCGACUUGAAUAUUCUUGCUUGCUGUGUCACAUUAAAAAUGGAAAAAAUAUAUAUUUAAAUAUUUAUAUAUUAUAUUUUUUUCUCACCACAAAAACCAGUGGAUUUUAACAGGGGUGUGUAGACUUUUUAUAUCCACUGUAUAUUUAACUGUAUUUUUAGACGUUGCUAUCAAAAGCGACGCAAAUGGAGAAGUUCCCAUUGUUUACGUUAGCCACAAAUGAGUGCUUAAUUUAAUUUAGAUCCACAAACGAACCACAGCCACACAAAGCAUCACAAAAAUAGCAAAACAAUAAAGCAAAGGCUUUAUGCAAAGUGAUUGUUUCCACAUUUCAUGUGUCCAGUGUAAGAAAUGAUGCUAAAUGAUGAACAAAAUGCGUAAGCAAAGCAGAUAAUCCAGAUUUCAUGUUGAAUUCCCUGUACUUCCUUUGAUGCUUAAAAUGAACAUUGGCCAGAUCCAUACGUGUGGAAGUAUGAGGAUUGUCAGGAAAUCAGUGUGGGAUUAUUUUCGAUUUUUCCAUAAUCGUUAUUAAUAGAUACAUGAUCUAAUCAUUUAAGAUCAGUUCAAUGUGAUUUCUGUAAGUGUUCACACAUUUGUUCCUUGGGUCAUGAUGUUUCUGUCCUUGCUCAUGCUUUUCUCUCAUCUUAGCCUUGGACAUUAUCUACAUGGUCUCGAGUGUGUCCUUUGCACGUACACAUCCGUAUAAAAGUUGACUGUGUCCAACUUCUGUUUAGACUAUAAUGCCCAGGCUGUCUUUACACAUGCGUACAGUAAACUCUCUUUUAUUAUA
Messenger RNA from Pangasianodon hypophthalmus (striped catfish), 3786 nucleotides. Its product is annotated as uridine-cytidine kinase-like 1. Bases 136 to 1866 code for a protein of 576 amino acids. Gene Ontology annotation, cellular component: cytoplasm. Gene Ontology annotation, molecular function: ATP binding; kinase activity. Lineage: Eukaryota; Metazoa; Chordata; Actinopteri; Siluriformes; Pangasiidae. The transcript has 15 exons. The record is from RefSeq and is a predicted model, not a curated record.